Molecule: messenger RNA, 1431 nt
Organism: Leptosia nina
Lineage: Eukaryota; Metazoa; Arthropoda; Insecta; Lepidoptera; Pieridae
Source: the annotation of a GenBank genome assembly
AUGGUGAAAAAGAUCUCAGAGGAGAGUGUAGAUAGCGGCGUAGGAAGAGGCAGCAGUCAGUCGGGGAGCGAGCGGGAAACAGAAGAGGUACCACGUGGGCCAGAAGCAUCAGCCCCUGUGCCCAUCCCCGACAGCGAUGAUCUGCAGCGACGCAAGGAGGAAGCUCGAAGGAAGCGCCGCAGGAAGAAGCGCUCCGGCAGCUCGGUCGUAACGUCUUGUUUCCAAGACCUGUACAAGUUAACCGGCGAGGUGCUGGGAGAAGGCGCGUACGCCUCGGUGCAGACCUGCGUGAACAUCUACACGGGCCAGGAGUUCGCAGUGAAGAUAAUUGACAAAGUGCCGGGGCACGCCCGCGCCCGGGUCUUCCGCGAGGUGGAGACCUUCCACUACUGUCAGGGGCACCCGAAUAUAAUCCAGCUCAUUGAAUUCUUUGAAGACACCGACAAGUUUUAUCUUGUCUUCGAAAAGAUCAACGGCGGUCAGUUGCUCGCGCGCAUCCAAGAGCACCACUACUUCUCGGAACCGCAGGCGGCGGAGAUAGUGCGCGAGAUCGCCAACGCCCUGCACUUCCUCCACGGCAAGGGCGUGGCCCAUCGCGAUCUCAAGCCCGAGAACAUUCUCUGCGUGCACCGCGACAGACUCUGCCCGGUGAAGAUCUGCGACUUUGACCUGGGCAGCGGCAUCAGCUUCACGUCGAGCCUGGCCAGUCCGCUGGCGACGCCGCAGCUCAUGACGCCGGUCGGAAGCGCUGAGUUCAUGGCCCCGGAAGUGGUGUCGCUGUUCGCCGGUUCCGCUGCGACGCACUACGACAAGCGCUGCGACCUGUGGUCCCUUGGCGUGAUCGCGUACAUUUUGCUGUGCGGCUAUCCGCCGUUCCGGGCCAACUGCGGCGCAGAUUGUGGCUGGGAGCGCGGCGAGAAUUGUCGCGCUUGCCAGGACCUGCUCUUCACUUCUAUACAGGAGGGCAGAUAUACAUUCCCCGACGAGGAAUGGGCGGACAUAUCUCACGAGGCGAAGGAUUUGAUCCGGCAGCUGCUAGUUCGCGAGGCGUCUCACCGCCUCAGUGCGGAGAGAGUGCUGCAGCACCCGUGGCUGCGUGUGGCCGAUUCCGUGCUCUACCCGCCGCUGCAGACACCGAUCAACAUUAAGCGGAAUCUCUCGGCGCGCAACCUGUCUAACUUCGCGGAAUCGGCCAUGGCAGUGAAUCGUGUGAUCCAGCAGCACUUCUCGAUGAACUAUUCCUACAUGGAGCGCCCGACGCCGCUGCGCUGCACCAAGUCGUGUCACCCGUCACCGAACCAGAUCAUCGAGGAGAUGCAGAAUAUGGCGGUCGGAGAUUACUGCGCUCCGUUCGGCCUCUCGCCGCCGACUGAAUCGCAACUGCUGCGCCGCCGGCUGCAGUCCACAGAUAAACCACUCCCCGUGCAUUAG